Molecule: messenger RNA, 492 nt
Organism: Melanaphis sacchari
Lineage: Eukaryota; Metazoa; Arthropoda; Insecta; Hemiptera; Aphididae
Exons: 3
Coding region: 1-492 (163 amino acids)
Source: RefSeq, a predicted model, not a curated record
AUGUGGAGAAAGGCAAAAGUAGUGGCACUGCCAAAACCAGGCAAAGAUUACAAAAACCCAAAAAAUUACAGACCGAUAUCUUUGCUAUGUCAUACCUUUAAAUUGUAUGAACGUAUGAUCAUGAAUCGUAUCAAGUGUCAAGUCGAAAGAAAACUUAUUCCUGAGCAAAGGACGGCUACGAGAAUAAAAAGAUGGAGAAAUCAGCGAAAUGGAUUAUCCCAAGAUAGCAUACUAGCAUCUAUGUUAUUCAACAUAAACACCAAUGAUCAACCCAUCAUUAUAGAAACAAAACAUUUCUUAUAUGCAGACGAUUUAGCCCUAGCAGCGCAGGACAUUACCUUCGAAAUAGUCGAACGUAAACUUACCAGAUCACUUCAAGAAUUAACAAAUUAUUACAUAAAAGACCAACUAAGACUUAAUCCAGAUAAGACACAGAUAUGCAGCUUCCAUCUCCGAAACCACGAGGCAAAAAUAAAACUAAAAGUUGAAUGA